AGGUGGCUCGGAUGUUGAUAUCAUCCGGGGAUUUGCUUGUGUCGCCCUUUGAAAGACUCUAGUUCCCCUUCCUCCCCAGCCCUUCAGAACUGACCCCGCUUCUGGUGACACAUCUCAGUUGGAUGCUGUGCUGUAUUUAUCUUUUUUUCACCCCCGUUUCCAGACCAUCUGAGAACCGUGUUGAGUUCACAAGACCGCGACAUAAACAUUGAGGCCAGGGAGGAGGCGAAGGGGAUCUUACACUCCUUUUAAAACCUCAAACAUGGGAAAGUCUCUUUCUCAUUUGCCUUUGCAUUCGAAUAAAGAAGAAGGUUAUGAUGGGGUCACAUCGACAGACAAUAUGAGGAAUGGACUGGUUAACAACGAAGUGCAUAAUGAAGACGGAAGAAACGGAGACGUCUCUCAGUUUCCGUAUGUGGAGUUUACGGGAAGAGAUAGCGUCACUUGUCCCACUUGCCAAGGAACAGGAAGAAUUCCUAGGGGGCAGGAAAACCAAUUGGUGGCAUUGAUCCCAUAUAGUGAUCAGCGAUUACAACCAAGAAGAACAAAGCUGUAUGUGAUGGCAUCUGUGUCUGUCUGCCUGCUGCUGUCUGGAUUGGCUGUGUUUUUCCUUUUCCCUCGAUCUAUUGAUGUGAAGUAUAUUGGCGUAAAAUCAGCCUAUGUCAGUUAUGAUUUUCAAAAGCGAACCAUAUAUUUAAAUAUCACGAACACACUAAAUAUAACAAACAAUAACUAUUAUUCCGUUGAAGUUGAAAACAUCACUGCUCAAGUUCAGUUUUCAAAGACAGUUAUUGGAAAGGCACGCUUAAACAACAUAACUAAUAUUGGCCCACUUGAUAUGAAGCAGAUUGAUUAUACGGUACCUACAGUUAUUGCUGAGGAAAUGAGUUACAUGUACGAUUUCUGUACACUGGUCUCCAUCAAAGUACACAACAUAGUACUCAUGAUGCAAGUAACUGUAACAACGACGUACUUUGGCCACUCUGAGCAAAUAUCUCAGGAGAGGUACCAGUACGUAGACUGUGGAAGGAACACAACUUACCAGUUGGCCCAGUCUGAGUAUCUAAAUGUCCUUCAGCCACAACAGUAAUGCCUGAAGAUGUGACAGAGCAAGAAGACACCCGAGGUUUGCUCAGAACUGUCAGUGAGGACGUAUUGCCUAGAAGGACCUCUUGAAUUGAGCAUGUCUAAAGUGUACCUAGGACACUGAGGGUUCAGAUGACAGAAUCUGUUCCUUACACGGUUACUGGACUCUUGUUCUGUGUCGAUGAUUUGCUCAUACUAGGAGCCUUUAUUCGACUGUAAGUUAACUGAUUGGCUUUCUUCUUAUCUUCGUUCCCAAGGUGAAAAAUGAGACAUCCUCUAAAUACAAUAAAUAAAUAUAUAAAAGUCAUAGACUUAAUCUAUAGCUCUAUUGAUAAUAUAGUUCAGUCAUGAACAUAAUUUGAAAAAUAACUUCUGAAGAUUUUUCUAUGAAAUUACUGAAAGUCAUGGAGGACUUUUAAAAACUAACCUGUUUUAUAAAUUCCCAUUCUUACAUGAUGGUAGUCUUUUGACUAUAUAACUUAGCUAUUAGCUAAAUGUUUUUAGCCUUUAAUUUGUUGAAAUUCUACUCAUUUGCAUGGUUUUGUCUUAUUUCUAGCUAAUGAUUGCAUAUUUACCAACCAUAACAGUAUGCAAAAUUCUGUUCUACACUUUGUAAGAACCUCUUAGUAUGUGCUUCAUGUAUAGCUUCGUGAACUUUUUGUGAUCAUCAAACGUAUUCCUUUUGUGUACAAUAUUGUAAAUAAACUGCAUGACUUUUAUACAGCUUUGAUAAAUGUCAAAUGAAGUGGUACUGAUUGAGAAGUAAAGCAAGUUGUUCAUAAAAAAUAAAGCAGGGCAAUGAAAUUCAGAAAUCUAUAAAGUAUCAGUAGAUUCUGACUACUUGUUAGAUCUGGCAUAAAAUAGAUAUAUAAUAAAACAGUUUGAUGCUUUACUUUUAUGUUGCUUUUCAUAUUAAGAAUUACAUAAAUAUUUUUCACAAUGAUUAGGUAUCAUCAAUUUUAUGAAUGCUUUAUGGAAGGAAAUUAUUUUUACUAAAAAUUAUUCAAGAAAUCCUUUCAUUGAACAUUGAUGGCUAUAUCAAAAUAAAACCUGUAGUUUAAUUUUAAAUAUUUAGUCUUUGUAAUCAUACUGAUUUGAUGCUUUUAGCAGUUAAGUAAUUCUUCCUUUUUUAAAUUUCAUCUAGCACUGUUUUCAAGUAUGAUGGAUGUUCACCAUAUUGUGACAUAUUUUGAGCAUCAUUUUCCAUAAGGUGGUUUACCUUAUUCACUCAGAAAACUCUAAGACCCUUUUAGAAACAUAACACUAACAUAGGAGCUAAGUAUGAUACCAAAUUGUUGGAGGAGGGUCACUUGGGUCAUUUCAGCUACUCGGCCCCGAAAUAAUCACACAGAAACCAUAUUAUUUAAAUCACUGCCCAUUAGCCCUAGCCUCUUAUUGGCUAACUUUACAUCUUAAUUUAACUGAUUUUUAUUAAUCUGUGUGUCGCCACAAGGCUGUGGCUUACUGGGAAAAGUUUCAGCAUCUGUGUCCAAGCAGGGCUACAUGGCUUCUCUGACUCCUUCUCCUUUCUCCCAGCAUUUAGUUUAGUUUUCCCUACCUAGCUCUGUUCUGUCCUGCUAUAGGUCCAAAGCAGUCCUUUUUUAACCAAUGGCAUUCACAACCUACAGAGGAAAAUACCACAUCACCAGAUUAAUUUCUUUUUGUUUUCUCAUUGAAGAAAUUGGGUUUUCCUUUCCACAUACCCAAGUGCCUACCUUAGUUGUGGUGUGUAACCUAUUCACCAGUCUGGUUCUCAAGUAUAAAGCAUAAAUUCUAAUGGCUUAAUCCUGUCCCUUAAGCACAUGUAUGUCUUCCCAUACCAUAUUCCUCACUGUGAGUGAACAUUGCAAACAUCCAUUUUUUUGUGUCUUACAUUCCUCAGGGGUUACAAGGCUGGCCGUGCUGUCAUGCCCAGACCAUCCAUCCUUUGCAGUCAUUCCUUCUCUCAUCAAACCAGUCUUUGAUGGAUGCCUUCCUUUCCUGUGCUUGCCGGUCAUCCUCUCCCCCACCACCUCCACGUUCCUUCUCCUUCAGUCUGCACAAAUUGCACAAAUGUCCUGUUGGGCUUAUUCUUUCUGAAUUAAACUCACUUCAUUAUCUGUAUUCUCUCAUUUUAACGUAACCAGUGGCUGUGACUCCUCUGAUUUUCCCUUUGUCCAGAAAUAUUUAAUCCUAUUUCUCGAAAAUAACUGUUAUCAGUAGUUAGGCCUCCAAGCCUGUGUCUCUUCCUGACCAGUAAACUCUGUAGUUUAAUGCUUGCUCAGUUAGCUUUGAUGCUUUAGUGACUGUCUAUGUGUCAAAACAAAAUGCUUUCUGCUGUGCUUUCCCCUACCCUUCAUACCUCACUACACGGUGUAUAAAAUUGUCAUUCAUUCAUUUCUUCUAAAUCAAUCUUUCCACAUGCCCCAUAUAGUGGUCCCCUUCUGGGUUCCUUCUGUGUGUGCUCUAGUCUGGGAUUGCACUGUGUAACUGAGAAAGUCUGUUUCACCUUCUAGAGUGCCUGCGGAAGGCCUGAGGGGCAGGGCAGUGCAGCCACUGGAAGCAACGUCGCUCCCAGUGAUUCAAUUUUCUUAACUUUAAAAAAUUCAAUCACGUAUAGACAUCUAGGUUUAAUGUCUCGUUUUGAUGAUGUUUGAGUCAUUAAAAAAAAAAACAGUUGGAAUUUAAACCCAAGUAAACGAUAAAAGGAAGAGAGAUGAAGAUUGCCUAUGACUGUUCAAGGAGAAUCAAGUAACUCCUGGGUAGGCCAGGGUGACUAAAAAGCUGUAAGUUAAUGAAACUGAAACCAGCAACAAGAGAACCCUUGUAUUGGAGAAACUAAACGAGAGCUGUAGAAGCAUGGGGAAGUAUGAAUGAGACUUCGGCUUUUCUUGGGUCAGUGCUGAGUCUGACUUCUGGCAUGGAGAAAGGGUGGGUAUGAAGAUAUGUUUUUGAGUACCUUCGUAACCUAGCCAGACACUUGAUGAAGACAUUAUAGUAUUGCUCCAUGUUCUCAGAAGUAAAUUCUGUUCUGUUCUAAUCCAGUAUUCAGCCAGACUAUGUGGAUAUUGUGUGUACAAUACACUGCUGUUGCUCUCCUGUCUGCUUCUCUUAUGUGAUUUCUCAGCAGGAUGCUGAGAAGAUUUGCUUUAAAAUUAUAUUUCAGUAAAUACUUUAACUGUGGCCAGAACUAGGUUCUCUGUCUCUCAUAUUUGUGCCCUAUUAUUUAAAAUAUCUAUCAGAAAGUUGUGACUAAUUGGCUUAAUGCUGUUAAAUUUAGAAGUGUCCAGUAAACUGGUUCAGUACAGAAAGAUGUUGCCAAGGCUGGUGACCUGAGUUCAGUUUCUACAUCUCAGAGGGGAAGGGGAGAUCUUAACUUCUACAAGUUGUUCUCUGUUGCCCACGCACACACAGUACCACAUGUAUAUGCACACAUAAAUAACACACAAAUGCAUGUAAAAACAGAAUAAAAUUUCUUGAAGUUAAUAGUGAUGGGCUACGAUUUUGGUAACUUCAAGUUGCUAUUUAAAAUAUUUCUAAUACUAAAUUGAACAAUGUAUAUAGAAUACUUUAAAGCCUACCCUGGAACUUAAUUUUUGUUUCCAUGUUUACUAUUCCUCAAUAAUUCCAAUAAAAAUAAAACUUUUUCAGUGUGACUUAUUUAUAAGUCAGAUUAUUAUGUUUGAUAUUUGUAAUACAGUGUGAAAAUAUUACACAUGAGAUAAUUUACCUGAAGUUGCUUGAAAGCCCACAUUGAGGUAACAUUUAAUAGACCAUAAUUGUAUUUUGUGCUCAGUUAUAUUUUGAUUUUUGUUUACUUGGGCUUAAUGAAGUAGUUCUCCAAAAAAAAGUUACAAUCCAGUGCUCCAAUGUGGGUCUCCGUCUCUAUCUCCAGAGAACAGGGGCCAGCUUUAUGCCUCUCACUUUUUUUGUGAAACUAGGUUUUAAAUGAGAUAUUUAACUUUUUAAGAAAAAUUAUUACAUAUCUGAGAUAGUUGGGUAAGAACCAUUAUUGAAGUUUUAUUUUUGAUUAAAACGAAUGUGUUUGUGAUAUACUUGGAUCAAAAUUUUAAAUUCUAAUAUCCAAGAUCUACUUACAUAGCAAUAAUCAUCCAUAGUUUUUAAUUGGAACUGCAUCGUGUGUCUUUAGUUUGCUUAGUUCCAGGUUUCACAGAGGAAUUUUGAAACUUAUCUUUAAUUUGGGUAAAACCAACAGUGAUAUGUUUACUAUAGGACUGAAAUGGAAUUCCCAUGUUUUCAAAUGUUAAUGCAAUUACUUUUCAAGUUUUUUUUUUUUUUUUGCACAUUUAACACAGCCUCCAAGUUGAAGAACAUAGUGUGGUUGCUGUUGAACCCUCAAAGCACUGCCUAGAUAGCUUAGCAAGAUUAUGAGAAGCUUUUCAUAGUUGAGUCUAACUAUCCUAGAAGGAAGUUGUUGCCUUCUGUUUAAUUACAUUAAUUGAAAUGUGUUUAGGAAAAAUGUUUUCAGGAUAUUUUGUAUGCUGCAAAACACAAAAGAAUAGUAUUGUGCCAAUGGCCAAAGGUAAUAUUACUACCAUGUAGAAGUCUAAAUUGACCCACUUCACUCAGAAUUUUAGAAACUAGAAGUCUGGGAGAUGCUGCAUCAGCUGUCUUGGGUAAUUCUUAGUGCUGUCCAGGAUGAGGAGAAACAAAGCCAGGCUGUACUAGAUGCAGAGUAUUGUUACACAGAGGCUGGCUAGACUCUAACCGUCAAUUCAAAUCGUGGAAUAGAAAAUGUAAAAUAUGUUCUGUAUACUUGCUCUUUAGUGGUCUCCAUCAUGGUACAUCUAUUAAAUUUAUUAUUUGUGCAGUUCAGUUCUGAAUUUUAGUUAUGAUUGCCAUUUGUGUAGGAAAAUGUGGUUGUGAAAGGAAUAAAAGAAUAGACAUGCCCCUCAAUGCUAUUUUUUAAAUCCACUUGUAACUGUUACUCUUAUACUUGUGUAUGACAAAAUAAAAUUUGUAAAAAACAUUUUAGCAUGAAAAAUAAAAUUUAUAUCAAUGAAUUAAAUGAA
Myodes glareolus (Bank vole) is the source of this 6098-nucleotide messenger RNA. Lineage: Eukaryota; Metazoa; Chordata; Mammalia; Rodentia; Cricetidae. The record is from RefSeq and is a predicted model, not a curated record.